Candidula unifasciata is the source of this 2223-nucleotide messenger RNA. The record is from the annotation of a GenBank genome assembly. Lineage: Eukaryota; Metazoa; Mollusca; Gastropoda; Stylommatophora; Geomitridae.
AGAAAUCUCUCAGGAAGUGCUUGAAGAACAAGAACUCACGCUGAGGAAGAGAUUAGAGGAAGAACUGGCAGCCCAGAGACAGUGUGUGUAUAACAAUCUUUGUGAGGAGGUAGUAGAUGACGGUGUUGCAGUUAUGACUAAAGAAAUGGCAGAGGAAGAAAUGAGAUUGGUCAAAGCAGAACUUCACCGUCAGCGCUUGGAGCGAUGCAGCCAGCAGUGUAAAGAUGACUUGCUUGUUGAAGUGGUUGAUGAGGUGAUAGAGGAGGUGGCCAUGGAAGUGUAUGACGUGGAUGUGGUGAUGAAGCUGGACAGGCUGAAUGCCACGGAAAAGAUUGUGAAGACUUUGAGAUGUAGAAGAUUCUUGCAGAUUUGGAGAAAGAAAUAUAUGGCUGAGAUUAGAGCCAAACGGUCUUUGCUGGACUUUCCCAGUGCACCUUCAAUUAAAGCAAUUGGUGAACAAAUACAUGAGCUAGUGCCACACCGGCCGGACACAAGGAUCUCCCACAAGUCAUUUUACAUCGGUGAAAGAGCACAACUGAGCAUUGAGUCACCUAUGGAUGUGAUUCAAGACCAGCUUCACCUGAAUGUUCAUCUCUCCAUGGCUUCAGCUCGUCACAUGCUUAAUAACUUGGUCAUGUGGCGCCCUCUGGAUGUCACCAACAUUGUCAACGCUCCGUUACAGCGAGCAUUCCAAAGCUGGAAGGAUAGAGGACUUAUUGAACCAGACACAACUUCCUUGCAGUGGAAACUGGUUCUCUCUCUGCCAAGUAAAGAACAAACCUCAACUAGUGAGGAAUCCAUGUUUUCCAAGUGGAUCAGGACCAAACUUUGUAAAGGCCAUGAACGGGAGGCAUUGUUACAGUCCACACCUUCUUAUGAAGGGGAAGUCCUGAGCAAGUACCACAUGAAAACUGGGCAGAAAGAAAGAGCAGGACUUUGUAUCCGCUGCUUCCAAGGAGCCUGGUCUGAUAAUCAGGAGAUCAGUGUGAGAAAGAAGGAUCUGCUGAAGGGCACAAGUGCUGUGGUGUUCAUUUUACCCUGUCUGGAGAGCCUUCAGGGCUUGAGCAAGUCUUUACAGCUUGCUAUGUGGAAAAAACAGAAAGUGCGUCUCCAUCAGAUCCUGAAGCAGAAACCAGAGAGUCCAGCUGUGCCGUUGAUCUUGAUCAUCCCUUCAGUGCUCAGCUCCAGCAAUAUCUCGCUCCAGGAGCUUGAUGAGAAUCUAGAACUUUCCAGCCUAGGCAAGCAGGGUCUGAUUUCUGCCAUACAUAUAGCCCAGCCCUUCGUAGGCGGUCAGGAGCAGCUUCUGCAAUGCUUUGAAGACUGGACUGCUCAGGUGACAAACUGCCUGAGAUUUGCUGUCAGCCACAUCCCUGUCCCCCCCAAACUGCGGGUGAAGCCAGUCUCUGACUACAUUGAAGAUGCUAUUGUAGAAUUCUACAAGUCGACUGUCUACGAGGAUUUGCGUGUCAGGACCAAACAUCAGCUCUUACAUCAGUCGCCAAACACUCUGUUGUCCCUGUACAACGAGGUGGUGGAGCAUGCAGCCAUGGUUUGCAGCUCAGGCUCACUGGCACAGAUCUCCUGGCCAGCACCAGACUUUGAUGAAUCUGUAGCAGCAGGACACCCUGUCUCUUCAUGGAACUCAGAAGCUCACAUGUGUGACCUGUAUGAACUAGUUUCCAAAAUGAGGCUGCCCUACUUUCGGUAUAGUGACUUGGAAGCAGAUGAUUGGUCGACGGCAUGUAACGACGUUUGGGCAUUUGUGGCUGCAGUAACGAAGAAGGAUACUGGGUUCGCCAAAAUUGGUCUGCAUCACAAAGUGGCUGAACUGUUGUCUCGCUGUAAGAAAGUAUUCCGUCAGUUCUGCUGGCUAGCAAACCGAGAUGGACCCUGUGAACCCUCGUACAUCAACAUGGCCUGGACAGAUUUGAUUGAUGCUUGCAUACAUUAUAAACUGGUGUCUCUUCGUACAGGCCACUUGAAUAUUAGGAGACAGGAUGAUGAGCUGGUAGAAGAUGACCUUGACCCGGAGGAGAUGCUGGUGUUUUAUCAGGAGUCAGAGCUUGAUGACUGGGAGCCUCCUGUGGUGUGGCAGGAUGCUCUCAGAGAUACUGAGUCUGCAGGGGCUGGCCUGCUUAAGUCGACUGUUGAGAAUGCCAGUAUUACUUUAGACAGGAUGGAAGCAGACAGCAUGGAGACUUCAACUGUAAAUGAAGGAACUGU